This is a messenger RNA of Vicia faba (fava bean), 570 nucleotides long. Lineage: Eukaryota; Viridiplantae; Streptophyta; Magnoliopsida; Fabales; Fabaceae. The record is from the annotation of a GenBank genome assembly.
AUGGCAAACCCAACUCAUAUCUUCGCUCUCCUCUUUCUAUUCUCAUUUUUCUUCGCCGGAAUCGUCACAUCUGAGGAGGACUGUGUCUACACGGUGUACGUCAGAACCGGGUCAAUCCUCAAGGCAGGAACAGACUCAAACAUAAUCCUCACCUUAUACGAUGCAAAAAACUACGGCAUAAGAAUCAACAACCUUGAAGCAUGGGGCGGGUUAAUGGGUCCGGGUUACAACUACUUCGAGCGGAGCAACCUUGACAUAUUCAGCGGCAGAGGACCUUGUUUGGACGCACCCGUUUGCAAGAUGAACUUGACUUCAGACGGGGCGGGUAGUCAUCACGGUUGGUAUGUUAAUUAUGUUGAGGUUACUACAACUGGGGUCCACUCUCCAUGUGCUCAGACUCUCUUCACCGUGGAACAGUGGCUGGCUACCGACACGUCGCCGUAUGAGCUUUAUUCUGUUAAGGACAACUGCCCGUAUAAGGUGGACCAGGCCGAGGCGAAACUGAAGACGGUUGAUGCCGUCAGAUCUGGAUCUGGUUUCUCUAUCUUGGGUUCGACCGUGCGCGUGUAG